Molecule: messenger RNA, 1854 nt
Organism: Adineta ricciae
Lineage: Eukaryota; Metazoa; Rotifera; Eurotatoria; Adinetida; Adinetidae
Source: the annotation of a GenBank genome assembly
AUGAGUCGUGCGAUGCUUGCGACGAUGAUUUUUACAUUUCUGGUACUGUCAUGUUUGUCGGAACAAAUAGCAGCAACAUCAAACGGUCAUAUUCAGAGAUCGCCGACAAUUCUCAAUCUGAUCGAAAGGCUAUCAAUAUUAUUGCUUAUUAUUCAAAGUUCAGAGGACAUCGAACAAAUAAUCUACACUAUUCUCCGACUCUGUCUGUCGUCAAAAACACAUCCGACACUUAGCAGUGUAAUAUCAUCCUUAUCAGGCGACAAUGCGUAUCCGAUAGUUGCCGUACAAUUACCAAUGAUGAACGAAAAAGAAUUUUGUAUAUCGAUGAUCACAUGUGCUUGCAAUCUAGAGUGGCCAAAAGAUCGGUUAAUUAUUCAAGUACUCGAUGAUUCUACUGAUGAAAUAGUUAUGGCGAUGAUUGAUCGAUGCGCACAAGAAUGGCUUGAUCGAGGGUAUCGAAUUAGUGUCGUUCGGCGUAAAAAUCGACAUGGUUUCAAAGCAGGAAACUUAAAAAAUGGCCUAGAAAAACUUCCACGAUGUGAAUUUAUUGCAUUGUUCGAUGUUGACUUUUUGCCACAAGAAAACUUUUUGAUUAAAACAAUACCCAUUCUUUUAAAAGAUCCGAAAGUGGCCUAUGCGCAAGCACGAUGGACAUUUACAAAUGGAAAAGAAUCGCUACUGACACACAUGCAAGAAAUCGUUCUCAAUCAUCAUCAUAAGUGUGAACAAGACGUCAAGUAUCGUAUGUAUUCCUUCUUUCAAUUCAACGGAUCUGCUUGUGUUUGGCGGACCAACGCUAUUUAUCAAUGUGGAGGUUGGCAUACAGACACUUUGGUCGAAGAUUUGGAUAUUUCAAUUCGAGCUUUUACGAAUGGUUGGCGUUCUGCUUACAUAGUCGAUGUUGAAUGUCUUAAUGAACUUCCACCUACACUUUCGGCGUACCUCUCACAACAGUACCGAUGGUUUAGUGGACCUGCACAAGUUUUUCGCAAGUUAUUUCAAACGGUAUGUACAACAUCACACAUGGAUAUUUAUCGAAAGUUGCAUUGCUUAUGGAUGCUUCUUCGGCCAUGUCUUUACAUUACUCGUUUCAUUGUAUUUCUUCUGAAUAUUGCCAUCAACGCUUGUUGGAGGAAAACAACCCGUAUGAACGUUUUCAUCACAUUUCUUCCCAUACUUUUAUCCUCAAACGUUUUGCUCUACACACCCGGGCAAAUUCAUUUGACGCUAGUCUAUUCACUUUUUUGUAAUGCUAUGCUAUUUCAUCAUGCUAUUUCUGCCAUAGCUGGAUUUUUCAAUUUUGGUUCCGCUAGAAGAUGGAUCGUUACUCCAAAAUUUGGCACACAGCCGUGUUAUGUUCGCAAUACAACUAUUCACUAUCGCAACCACUAUACUCAUUCAACCGUAUCCAUGAAAAACGCGCUGUUUUCAUGGAGAAUAAUUGAGAAUAUCAUCAUGUGGCAAAGUUCAGUCUGCCUCGCAAUUCACCACAAAGUCAGCCACCUUCAAAUACACAAAGGAUUUUUGGCUAUGAUGCUGUAUAUCAUUGUAUUUUCAUGCGUGGCGUUGUUGAACGAGCAGUAUCUUAUCAGUAUGCAUUUGACGUCGAUUUCAACAACUUAUGUUAGCUGCUCUACCGACCAAGAACUUUAUUUUAAAACUGAAAUACGCUCAGACUUAACUAGUUAUGAACCAUUUCAAACGAAUUUAUUCAGCUGCGGUUACAACCAAAGCAAUCAUCGCCCUAUCUUCACGAAAUACAACGCUUAUGUAAAACAAUAUUCCAGUCAAGCAUUCAAUCCACUCAACACCAUCCAGUUCAGUUUAUUAGAUUACCGGGAGCAUAUUUCGUAG